Maudiozyma saulgeensis is the source of this 1524-nucleotide messenger RNA. The record is from the annotation of a GenBank genome assembly. Lineage: Eukaryota; Fungi; Ascomycota; Saccharomycetes; Saccharomycetales; Saccharomycetaceae.
AUGACGCAAUUGGAUAAGAGACUUGGUCUGUGUGAGGACCUUGAGGUUAUUGAGGAUGCCAUAAGUCGAAGAUUGGAGCGCAAUCCAGAGCUGUAUUACUCUAGUUUGGACAAAUUGCAAUCGCUUUGCCGUACAAAAGUUCAUUUACCAUCAUCCAAACAAAUAGUAGGAAAUAAAGUAUAUAAGACUAGCAAGCCACAUAGAUCAUCGAAACAGGUUCAGGCUCAGCUUCAUGAAAUCAAGAUAUUUCUUGAUGACUACUAUAGAAAAUUAAGUGAGUUGAACAAAAUUUCAAAGUUGCCAGAGAAUGAAAGUUCAACAGAGGAUAAACUGAACCAAUUGAAAUUACAGAUAGAUCAGAUCCAAUCUAAUGAUAAACUUGUAUCAAAGUUGGACACAAAGAUAGAGGAGUAUGCUAUGAUAUCGAAACCUACAACGAUUCUAUCCACCAGGGCUGCAGGUCUCCGUAUCAAUGAUGUUUUUAAUAGAGAAGAGCAAUACGGUGAGUACAUGGAUUUGGAACCCUUGUACUCAGAAUGGUUGCAAGCAAGUAAAAAUACAGAGUGUACUUUACUUCAAUAUUUAUCACUGUUCGAAUGUUUCAUAGAUAAGGAUGACUAUUUGAAGAAACCACCAAUGGAUCGCAAAAGUCCCAGAUAUAUGAAUUUUGUGAAAAAACUGUCGUCAUAUGUCGAGGGGUUUUUCCAUCGAAAAUUUUGUAUUAUUGAUAAAACUGUGGUAGUUAGUCAUUUGCAACGUGAUUUCAAAGAUUAUUCGAAUUCGCCUUUGGACCCCAAUGAUUCACGAUUAUUUUGUGUUAUUUGUUCGAAAUAUUUCAAAGGUAAGGCAGUAUUUGAAAACCAUACAAAAGGGAAGCCACACUUAAAGCAAUUAUGUAAGAGAUCAAAUGAAUUAUUUGCUGAAUAUAAGUUACACCGAUACAUGUCCUUACUUCGUGAUGAAUUCGCUAGCACCAAGACUCUUAUCGAAAGAAAACAGGCAUUCACGGCGCAUGAGCGGAUGGAAGAGAUCCAAGAACUUGAAAGAAUUUACCAUGCACCCACUUAUUCUCCACAUGAUGAUGACGAUAAUUUAGAUGACAAGACAGAAAAUUCUCAAGAUAUAAAUGCUGCUGCAACAGUUGCGCUUGAGAUGCCUGUAGGGCCCGACGGUGUCCCAAUGCCCUUCUGGCUAUACAAGUUACAAGGUCUCGAUAUCAACUACACUUGUGAAAUAUGUGGUAACGAGUCCUUCCAAGGUAGGCGCCAGUUCUUACGUCAUUUCCAUGAUCCAAAGCACCAAUAUAGACUACGUUGUCUUGGAAUUGAACCAUCGGCCACAUUCAACGGUAUAGCGACAAUAAAAGAGGCUCAAAAACUGCAAGAAUCACUCGACAAUACAACAACAAAUAAGAAUGCUAUGAAGCCCAACAACAAUGCAUCUGUGGAGGAAGUAGAGGACCGUGAAGGUAACGUUCUCUCUAAUGAAGACUUCCUUGAGUUGCAACGCCAAGGUUUGUUGUAG